Nymphaea colorata (pocket water lily) is the source of this 1864-nucleotide messenger RNA. RefSeq lists its product as uncharacterized. NCBI's taxonomy places the organism in Eukaryota, Viridiplantae, Streptophyta, Magnoliopsida, Nymphaeales, Nymphaeaceae. The transcript is spliced from 2 exons. Bases 265 to 1188 code for a protein of 307 amino acids. The record is from RefSeq and is a predicted model, not a curated record.
UCUGACAGGAUUUCCUUUAUUUUAAUCGACAUGGGGGUCCAAAAUGAAAGCAGUAGAGCUCGCAUAAUUUUCAUGAUUAGUUAUGGGCAAAUUGGUUGGGAGCCACCUUACAAAAGUAUAGAAAGCCUAAAAGUUGAAGGAUUCCCCCUCCAGAGAAAGUUUCCCUGAGAAGAAGGGGCCAUAUAUAAUGGUGCCAAGCUCAGAAAAGAGAGACGAGGAGGAGGAGGAGGAGGAAGAGGGGAGGGAAAGAGCAGAGAUCAUAAAAUGGGUAGCACCGCUACCAUGCAGGAUGGAAGUAGGUGGCUGAGCAGAAGCCAAAGAAGAGUCCCUACUGCUGCUGCCGCUGCUGCUGAUCUCAUGGCCUGCUUUCCUACGAGGGCACCUUUAAUGAGGAUCAUGCCAAAGCCUGUCUGCAGCCCCAGCCGGCCCACGGACAAUCCAAAGCGAGGUCGAGCGCCUUCAAACAGGCCUAUGUUCAAGACCAAGGUCAAGACAAAGGGCAACAAUGGUAGCGGCAACGCAGGCGACAUGGAGGAGCCCACCUCGCCCAAGGUGACUUGUGCUGGCCAGAUCCGCAUCAAACCGAGGGCAAGGGCGUGCAAGAGUUGGCAGACUGUGAUGGAAGAGAUUGAGAGGCUGCAUGCCCGCAAGCGAGGGAAUCGAGGGUGGAGGACGAGGUGGAUUGAACCGCUGCAGAUCAAGAAGGAAAUCAUGCACUUCUUGGCAGCGCUUCGAGAAGAAGAAGAUGAUGAAGAGAAAGAAGAAAAUGGUGAUGACGAAGGAGAUGAGAACGAAGAGUACAUAAACAGCCGAGCAGCCUUUUCUCGGUGGUCCAUGAUGAUGCAGAGAAGCAGCAGCACCAACAGGCUUGAGGUAAAAGAAGUACAGAAAGAAGGAAGGGAAAAGGAAUUAGAGAAAAACGAUGAUCAGAAAGCUGAAGAUAGUGGAGCUGUUCCUCCUAAAAAUGCACUUUUUCUUAUGAGAUGUAGAUCUGCACCUGCACAAGGAUGGCGAUCUCGAAGUUGUGAGGAAGAGCAACGGAACAAUAAGGAUCAAGGAGGAGAAGGAGAGGAGAUUGUACUGGCAAGAUAUGCACCCGACUUUUACAUGCUCUCAUCUGACAUUGCAAAGGAGACUUGGGUCAGGAAGUCCGAUUUCCUGCACAGAAGCCGCACUCUGAAGAGAUGAUAACCAGGCUGCUAUGGACUAGCAUCCACAUGGUUAGGGCAGCGGAUGAUUAUUGUUUUUGUUUUCUCGCCUUCUCUCAUGAGCAAUCUUGCUGUACGGGCGUCCAUCUUAAGGCGACGGGAAGCGUCUGCUUCCUUUUUACAGUUGGGGAGGAGCUAAUCCAGAUUCUACCGUCGACGCAUAAAAGCGGUCAGGUCAACAGGAACCAGCCCGACACCCUAGACAGGUUUCAUCAUCAUCAAAAGAGAAGGAUCAUUCCGUCUUCUUUAGCUUUUGUCUGCUCCUGUUUAUUUCUCUUUUCUAUGUUUUAUCAAUGCUUUUAUGGGUUGUUUGAUUGAGUGAAUAGUGCUAGUAAUUGGAUGUGAAUAGAGAAGACGCAUUGAUAGGUACCGAGGGGAAGGUGCCUCUGUGCCUGGGAAUAUGCUCUGUCACACAGCUUUUGUGUGCUUAGGAAUUGGAAGCACUAUAAGAAGGCCUGCUUGACACUGCUAAAAGAGUUAAAAAGAAUUCGUAGUGGAACACAGCUUUGGAGAAGGGAAAAGUAAUCAAUGGUGUCUGACUUCCUGCCGCCAACGUGUAUAUCCUAGACACGAAUUUGCUUUCUGUAAUGUGUAUUGAGACUGUAAUUCUUCUGCCGUCCCAUGGGACACUAUGCAAUAACAUGCAUCUAUUAUUA